Molecule: messenger RNA, 1299 nt
Organism: Orbilia oligospora ATCC 24927
Lineage: Eukaryota; Fungi; Ascomycota; Orbiliomycetes; Orbiliales; Orbiliaceae
Exons: 4
Coding region: 1-1299 (432 amino acids)
Source: RefSeq, a predicted model, not a curated record
AUGUAUUCAUGUCUUAAACUCUCCCUCUCGAUAUUUGGGCUCCUAGCCCCAAUCCUUGGCCAUUCAAAGCCGGUGCCUCAGCGAGUCAUUGGCGUCUCGGGCAGUCCAGAGUUUAUUUGUGCCUUGACUGCCGCGGAUCGCACUACAUGGGAUAAUAGCGGCGCUUCUGUUUUUCUUGACAAUUUUGUACGAGAACAGGGGGUUAGGAAUUGGGCCAAUAACCUCGAUCAGAGAACAACAGCAGGAGGAACGAUAGCAGAUUCGAAUUUGGAUUGCACUGAUCUUCGGACCGGAAACUGUCGAUCACCAAAUGUUCUUUGCACUCAAUUUACACCACCCCAGGUUUCUUUCAUUAGAAAUGCAAUGUUUACUUGUCACAGUUUACUUCGGGCCUACCAGGAGGAACUCCAAGACGCAAUCAUCAACGAAAUCCUCAUGGCAGGCGGCCUAGUCUCAGACUUCGGACAACCAGCGGAACAAGGGUACAGCAUUUUCGGUGUUCUGGCCGGAGCAUUUACUAUCGCAGCUGCAGCUGGUGCUGCAAACCCUCUUAUCGGUGGACCUUUGACCGCUGUAGCCGGUAUUUUCGGUAUUCUGGGAUCCUUCCCCGAUCCAACGGAUGCGGACAACCUGAGAAAUGACAUCGAUGCGCGAUUAGCACAGGCAUUUACUGCUUCUCGUGAUCAGGUCUCUAAUUUGGCGCAGACAAUAUUUGGAGGUGUCGAUGAUACAUCGUUGCUUGCGAGAAUUUCGCCGCCAGCGACUAACUCGGAGACCACGGAUGUUGGAAGAUUUUUCUCGGGCGGCAGGUUUCUCAUCCCCGCGACGGUCAAUCUUGAUAUGGAGGUUCGGGCUGUUGCAGACAGGGGUAUACGCUUAGUUAGGCAAGCACUUGUUAUUCGCGCUCUUAAGACACAGGGUUAUUUCGUUUGGAUCGAUACCGGCGCAACCACCUUCGAAGCUUGCACACCAACAGGCUCUCGUUUCAUGAACGGGAAAUGCUACAAGAUUGCCAGGUUUGCGAGUAGCCUACAAUCCAGAAUCGAGGACAUUCCAGCCGAUACUGUCUUAAAAUUCGGCAAUGAACAAUACAACAUCGUCAUCGAAGACUUUUACAACAACGCGGAAGCCUGUCAAAAUGCAAAUCCGAACUCAGACGGACAGGCUCAGUUUGAGGGACUCCCUCUUGAUGGAACCUUACCACAAUGCUUCUUCAAUAUGAGAGUUAGGACGGGGAUGCGAUGUAUUUUGUGUCAGAUUUCGAACUGUGGGGAGUUCAUAUUGAACCAAUGCCCAUAG